AUGCGCGUCUCCUAAACGGCUCCGGGUAAAAUCGUUCCGUUAGCGCAGUGUCAACAAUAACAGUAAAAGUGGCGGUUUACUCACUUUUUAGCGAGUUAACUCUUUAAAAUACACUCAAAAGCUGCAAAUGAUUGAACUAGAGGGAUAAAUAAAGUCGCUGGUUUCGGUGAUAUUUCGGCGGAUGGAUACGAGAAGCACAAAGAAAAUGAGGCCCAGGGAGCUCCCGCCUCUUCCGCAGCGAGGCCAGCGAUCUCUUCCCACAAUGCCGAGUCAAGACACGACUGGAGAAGUUCCAGCACUAAAACACAAGAAGAAGAGAGUUAGGAAGGAGGCAAAUGGAGUCGAUGACAUGGACGAUCAGGGGAUGGAGAUGGGAGGCGUCGGCAGUCGGAGGGCGUCCGAGAUCGGAGAGAAUCUUUCCCUGGAAGCCACGACGGACGCACCGCCGCAGAGGAGGAAGAAGAAGAAGAAAACCGCCACGACAGAUCUUGAAGACGACCAAGCCGAGCUGGUGAACGGAGAUACGGCAGCAGAUCAGACCACUGAUGGAGAGGAAGUGGUGAAAAAACCCCGAAAGAAAAAGAAGUCCAAAGUCGUGGAGUCGCAGCUUCCAGAUGAGCUGGAUGUGGAAGAAGACGAUAUCAUCACCGACACUCCUCCUCCGAUCCCCCAGCAUUCCCUGUUUUCAGCCCCGCAGGGCCAAAGCCAGCCGGUCGGGAAGGUUUUUGUGGAGAGAAACAAGCGGUUCCAGGCUGCAGAACGCUCAGACUGGAGGAAAACCAGCGACCAGAUGACAGACAACAUGACUGAAUUCCAGCACAUGCAGCCGCUGUGGACGACCAGAGACGUCUCUGUCAGGGUGCACGAAGGCUUCAGGGUGUUCGGUCUGUACUGUCACGGCUUCCUGGCGGGCUACGCCGUGUGGAACGUGGUUGUGGUCUACAUGCUGGCCGGGCAGCACCUCACCGCUCUGUCCAACCUGCUGCAGCAGUACAGCGGCCUGGCAUACCCGUCACAGUCGCUGCUCUACAUGCUGCUGGCCAUCAGCACCGUGGCCGCCUUCGACAGAGUGAAUCUGGCCAAAGGUUCGGUGGCUCUAAGGGAGUUCAUCACUCUGGACCCGGUGGCUCUCGCUUCCUUCUUGUAUUUCUCGGCGCUGAUUCUGUGUCUGAGCCAGCAGAUGACCAGCGACAGAAUCAACCUCUACACGUCCUCCAACGCCACGUUAUGGCCUCCGGGGUCGGAGCACCAGAUCCUGCACCCGUGGGUGACCGUCAACCUGGUGGUGGCGCUGCUGGUCGGCCUGGCCUGGGUUUUCAUCGCCACCAGACCAGAGACCGACUACACCGAGUGUUACCUCCUGGCCAUGGAGAUCGAGCCUCCGAAGCCGGAGGACAAAUCCGAAAUGACCGCCUGAAAAAAAAAUCAGUGGAACUCACUUCACCGCUUUGUUGUCACUUUGCACAUAUUUUUUGAAUUUUAUUUUGUCUGUGGAUGUCUUAGAGGUUAUUUUUAUAUUUCUGAAAUGUGCUCGUCUCUUUUAAAUACACGGUUUUAACAACAA
Molecule: messenger RNA, 1564 nt
Organism: Acanthochromis polyacanthus (spiny chromis)
Lineage: Eukaryota; Metazoa; Chordata; Actinopteri; Pomacentridae
Gene: tmem237b
Product: transmembrane protein 237b
Exons: 14
Coding region: 182-1417 (411 amino acids)
Biological process (GO): cilium assembly
Cellular component (GO): ciliary transition zone
Source: RefSeq, a predicted model, not a curated record